This is a messenger RNA of Volvox carteri f. nagariensis, 1401 nucleotides long. RefSeq lists its product as uncharacterized. Lineage: Eukaryota; Viridiplantae; Chlorophyta; Chlorophyceae; Chlamydomonadales; Volvocaceae. The transcript has 8 exons. The record is from RefSeq and is a predicted model, not a curated record. Bases 1 to 1401 code for a protein of 466 amino acids.
AUGGGUCAAUGGGUCAAGGGGGUCGGCGACCAAGUGCUUCAAAUCCGAGUGGGAGAAGACCCACGGGUCACCAGCUGGGAGCAGGCGGCCGAGGAUGGCGGCCUAUCGGGUGCCAAGAUGCCCUCGCUGCUGGACUGCAGCGCUGCGGCGGUUUGCGCGGGAUCCGAAGCCGUUCUGGAGUUGUACGGCAGCAACCUGCUUCAGCCGCAUUUCAAGGGGUACGGCACCGCGGCGGCGGAGCUGGACGAGCUGAUGCAGUACAGCGCCAACCGCAGCACGAGCAGUAGCGGUGGCUUGGGGAUCGGGCAGCAACCUCCAACGCCCCCUCAACAGCAGCAGCAGCAGCAUGAACGGCAGAGGCUAAUCACCGAUCUGGGCCAAGUCCUAGAGGUAUACACAGCGGCGAUUAGGGCCGCUGCCGCCGCCGCGGCGGCGGCGGCCGCCGCCGCCGCCGCCGACGCGGCGUCACCCUCCAACCGUCCCGAAGGCGACGUUGCUGGCGGAAGCAGCAGCGCGGUGCUUGCCAAUGGCGGCGCAGCGUCGUCGCCCGACUCGCCGUCGUCCGUCGACAGCAGCAGCGGCGGCAGCGGCGGCGGCGCCGCCGCUGCUAGCGGCGGCGGCAGCAGCAUCACCACGACCGCUACCAGUCAGGCUGGCGGGUGGGGUUACACGGACGCGUCUGAGUCUCUGUCGGCCACGGCGCCCCACCCGUUCCCGUCCCCGUCCCCGGGCGUGUUCCUCAUUCUAGGUAUGGUAAUGGGAGCGACGCCGUCGGGGGUGUUCGCUGCGGCGGCGGCGGCGCCGUCAGCAGCGGCGGCGGCGGCGGCGGCAGGGGCUGUCAGAGGUCCCGCGGGCAUGUCGUUGCUGCAUUUGGCUGUCGUACUGGACGACGGCGGCGCCAUGGCCAAGCAUCUGAUUUCUACACAGCCAUGGGCGGCCUGGUCGUGUUUGUGCUUGGGCUGGGCCCCACCCGUCCCCCUGGCCGCCUUACAUACCGAUAGACCUGCCGCGGCGGUCCCGCUGGCUGCCGCCACGGCGGCGGCGGCGGCGGCGGCGGCAGCGGACAGCGCUCAGAGCGACAACGGAGUUGCGUUCCAGCCGACAGUGGAUGACGAUGCCGCUGGCAGCGGCGGCGGCGUUGAUAGGGCGCCGCCAGUGGAACUGACCCCUGGGUCGCUGUCGCUCCUUUUGGGUCGGACGGAACUGCUGGCGUCUGCUCUGUCACGGCUGGUGCUUGCGGAUGACGAUUUGGUAGCGGUAGGGCCCGAGAUGUCUGUGCAGGGAGGAGUGGGCUUUGGUAAGCGGGACAAGGGGCUGUCCAGGGUGGGGGUGGGGGUCGGGGCGGUGGUGGUGGUGGUGCCCCUGGUUGUCGAGAGUGGGGAUUUCGAUGCAGCCUGUUAG